Messenger RNA from Terrapene triunguis (Three-toed box turtle), 966 nucleotides. Its product is annotated as alpha-taxilin-like. The transcript is spliced from 6 exons. The record is from RefSeq and is a predicted model, not a curated record. Bases 106 to 966 code for a protein of 286 amino acids. NCBI's taxonomy places the organism in Eukaryota, Metazoa, Chordata, Testudines, Emydidae.
GCAAUUAUAAAGAUAUAUAAUGAAGGCAUCAGUAAUUACUUCAUAAAGCUGCACUGAGACCUCUCAAAGCAAAUCAAAGCCAGACAAAAAUCCUUCGAAUGUGACAUGGUAACUUCAGAGGACUGUCACAUUUUCCACGAAUUACAGUCCCAAGCUGAUGGCCUCCAUUUGGAACUCAAGCGAAAGGAAGCCAGUUUAAAUAUGCUGAAAACAGACAGAGAACGAAUUAAUAACCAGAUCAAUGUUGCAGCUGAACUUCAUUCUAGAGAGAAGCAGGCUUUAGUAGAGGAGAUCAUACAACUGAAAAGAAGGAAGGAACAGACAGACAGACAGGCCUCUGAAAAGGAAAUGGCGCUAUUGCGUGCCAGACAGGAAUUAGAACAGCAACAAACCAAUCUGAGUAAUUGUGAACAGAAAAUCCUUGUGAUACAGUCAAAGUUGAAGCAACGGUCAGAGCAGCAGACGGCAGUAGAUUUGCAGCUUUCUGAAAAGAGAAAGGAACUUAUGAAAGUGCAGUUUGCUGUGCAUGAAAUGGAAGACAAAAUAUUUAAAAAAACUGCAAUGCUGCAAGACCAGAUCACACAUGACAUCAGAAGUGAGAUAAGUUUUCUUCAUCAGCAAUUGAGAGAGAAAGAUCUACUGGCAGAGCAGGAUCGUUUCUUAAGAAGCAAAAUGAUGGAUGAUUAUGCAUCCCUGACCACAGAGAAUGCUGUGCUGCGUUCCCAGCUCUUGGAACUUAACAAGCAACUGAACAUAGAGAGAGCCCUCAGGGAAGAGAGUUAUGCAUCUCAGUCUUCCAGCUUUACUCAACUUCUCAAAGUGAAAGACCAAGAAGAGCAUCUGAAACAUGAGAUCGAGAUGCACCAAGAGCUCUUGCAGCAGGAAAAGAAAAACUUGCAAGAACUUAUGGAAAAGGUUGUCUGUGACUACACCGACUUUCUAAAUGCAUCUUCAUUGUUCACCUAA